GAACAUAUGGAUGCUGCAUUUGUUGAAGCAAUGGUACAACAACAAGAAAAAGGAAAUAGGCCUUAUGGAAAUUUUACUUCACAAGCGUAUGCGAAUAUGGUUGAGGAGCUUAAUAAGAAACUUAACAUGAAUUUACCUAAAAGUCAUCUAAAAAAUCGUUUGAAAACUUUGCAAUCUACGUUUUCACAAUGGUAUGACAUGUUCAAUGGGAUUUCCUUGAGUGGGUUUGGUUGGAAUGCUGAUACCCAACUAAUUGAAGCAGAUGAGGAGGUUUGGGAUAACUUAAUUAAGUCAAAGCUUGAUGCAGUUGUAUUGAAGACAAAAAAGGUGGCCCACUUUGAACAAAUGUUGGUAUUAUUUGCAAGAGAUCGAGAUUCAGGAGAAAAUGUUGAAACAACAAAGGAGAGAAAUGCUAGGUUUAACAACACUACGGACAUCAAAAUAGAAAGUAUUUCAGAGGUUGAUUCUUUAUUAGCAAGUAAUGAUGUUACACUGGAGAACCAACGUGUGGAUGAUGAUGAAGAUGACAUUCAAGUGGUAUCUCCUACGCCUGAGAAAAAUUCAAGUGCGAAAAAAUGUAAAACUAAAAAAAGAAAACUCGUAGAUGAAGUAGAAAAGGAAGUUGAAGCUCAGCCUGAACCUGAACCUGAAACAUUUGAAACAAAGAUUAUGAAUGCUGUUGGUGAUGUGGCUAAUGCUAUGAGGGAAGGUAACAAAAUCUUUGAAAGAGCUUACCAUCAUGAGUUAACAGGUGAUGAAAUUUAUCAAGAAUUGCAGCCGAUGGGUUUGGAAGCCCAUGAAAUACCAGGUGCUCUCAUGUAUUUGGCUCGUAACCAAGCAGAUGCGAGGACGUUGUUUACUUGUCCAAUGAACAUAAAGAAGGAUAUACUAAAAACAAUGAUGGGCGCAAGUAAAUGA
Lactuca sativa (garden lettuce) is the source of this 918-nucleotide messenger RNA. RefSeq lists its product as uncharacterized. Lineage: Eukaryota; Viridiplantae; Streptophyta; Magnoliopsida; Asterales; Asteraceae. The record is from RefSeq and is a predicted model, not a curated record.